GUUCGAUGGGCGUCAGUAACGGAAUCCAGCAGGCGGUAUAAAAGCUGCGGCUGCGCGCAGGCUGUUAACGCGCUGAAGACGUGUGUAGAAGUGACAGCAGGAGAAACCAGUGGAGAAGACACGAAAACACUCUGGAAAGUCUUAUAAGGCAGCAGAAACUAUGUCAAAAGGACCAGCAGUUGGAAUUGACCUUGGCACCACAUACUCGUGUGUGGGUGUCUUUCAGCAUGGCAAAGUCGAAAUCAUUGCCAAUGAUCAGGGUAAUCGGACCACACCCAGUUAUGUUGCUUUCACUGACACGGAGAGACUGAUCGGAGAUGCUGCCAAAAAUCAGGUUGCCCUGAAUCCUACCAACACAGUGUUUGAUGCAAAAAGGCUGAUUGGACGGCGAUUUGAUGAUACGGUUGUUCAGUCCGACAUGAAACACUGGCCGUUCAAAGUAAUUAAUGAUUCCUCGCGCCCUAAAGUUCAAGUCGAGUACAAAGGAGAGACCAAAACAUUUUUUCCAGAGGAGAUCUCCUCAAUGGUGCUUGUAAAGAUGAAAGAAAUUGCAGAAGCUUAUCUUGGAAAGUCUGUCACGAAUGCAGUUGUUACAGUACCUGCCUAUUUCAAUGACUCUCAACGACAAGCUACAAAAGAUGCAGGGACCAUUUCUGGACUAAACGUCCUUCGGAUCAUCAACGAACCAACUGCAGCCGCCAUCGCUUAUGGCCUGGACAAGAAAGUGGGAGCAGAAAGAAACGUCCUGAUCUUUGAUCUCGGUGGUGGAACUUUUGACGUGUCCAUACUUACCAUUGAAGACGGAAUCUUUGAGGUGAAGUCCACGGCUGGCGACACCCAUCUUGGUGGCGAGGAUUUCGACAACCGCAUGGUCAAUCACUUUGUCACUGAGUUUAAGCGCAAGCACAAGAAGGACAUCAGCGACAACAAGCGGGCCGUGCGGCGUCUGCGUACUGCUUGUGAGCGAGCCAAGCGCACCCUGUCUUCUAGUACUCAGGCCAGCAUCGAGAUCGACUCUCUUUACGAGGGCAUCGACUUCUACACCUCCAUCACCAGGGCUCGCUUUGAAGAACUGAAUGCUGACCUGUUCCGUGGCACCCUGGACCCUGUGGAGAAAGCUCUUCGUGAUGCUAAGCUGGACAAAGCCCAAGUCCAUGACAUCGUCCUGGUCGGAGGUUCUACCCGAAUCCCAAAGAUUCAGAAGCUUCUACAGGACUUCUUCAAUGGAAAAGAACUCAACAAGAGCAUCAAUCCUGAUGAGGCCGUUGCAUAUGGUGCAGCUGUGCAGGCAGCCAUUUUGUCAGGAGACAAGUCAGAAAAUGUUCAGGACCUGCUGCUGUUGGACGUCACACCUCUGUCACUGGGUAUCGAGACGGCUGGAGGAGUGAUGACUGUCCUGAUCAAACGCAACACUACUAUCCCGACCAAGCAAACUCAGACUUUCACCACUUAUUCAGACAAUCAACCUGGUGUGCUCAUUCAGGUGUAUGAGGGUGAGAGAGCCAUGACUAAGGACAACAACUUGCUUGGAAAGUUUGAGUUGACGGGCAUUCCUCCUGCACCACGGGGUGUUCCUCAGAUUGAGGUUACCUUUGACAUUGACGCCAAUGGUAUCAUGAACGUUUCCGCAGUGGACAAGAGCACGGGCAAGGAGAACAAGAUCACCAUCACCAAUGACAAAGGUCGUCUCAGCAAGGAGGACAUUGAGCGAAUGGUUCAGGAAGCAGAGAAAUACAAAGCUGAGGAUGACGUCCAGCGAGACAAAGUAGCUGCAAAGAAUGGCCUUGAAUCUUACGCUUUCAACAUGAAGUCCACUGUUGAAGAUGAGAAGCUGAAAGGAAAGAUUAGUGAUGAGGACAAGCAGAAGAUCCUGGAUAAGUGCAACGAGGUUAUCAGCUGGCUGGACAAGAACCAGACUGCUGAGAAGGAUGAGUUUGAGCAUCAACAGAAGGAGCUGGAGAAGGUGUGCAACCCCAUCAUCACCAAGCUCUACCAGGGUGCAGGUGGCAUGCCAGGUGGGAUGCCCGGGGGAUUCCCAGGGAGUGCUGGUGCUGCACCUGGUGGAGGACCUUCUGGACCAACUAUCGAGGAAGUUGACUAAACUGUUCAACAUCUUUCUACUCAUGAUACAGUCAGUUUUUCUUUGGUGGCAUGUUUCUAAACACAACUGUAACACACCUUGUGUUCAAAGUGCUGAUUUUCUUUCAAGCCUUUGAGGUUCUUGGGCUACACCUGUCAGAAGCAUGUUUAUGCACGUGUUCCAUUAUUUCUCACUUUAUUGUAAAAACGUGACAAUAAACAACUUUAAGUUCUGUCCACCUA
Messenger RNA from Ictalurus punctatus (channel catfish), 2322 nucleotides. It is a transcript of the gene hspa8b, whose product is annotated as heat shock protein family A (Hsp70) member 8b. The transcript has 9 exons. Bases 161 to 2101 code for a protein of 646 amino acids. Gene Ontology annotation, biological process: vesicle-mediated transport; protein refolding; cellular response to unfolded protein. Gene Ontology annotation, molecular function: ATP-dependent protein folding chaperone; ATP hydrolysis activity; ATP binding. Lineage: Eukaryota; Metazoa; Chordata; Actinopteri; Siluriformes; Ictaluridae. The record is from RefSeq and is a predicted model, not a curated record. Gene Ontology annotation, cellular component: cytosol; plasma membrane; cytoplasm.